CAUGUUUUCUCUUUUUGUUGCUGACGGACUAUAGCUCGCUGUGCCUAGUUCGCCCUCUGACAGCAUUUCUCACGCCGUGAAAACGCUUGCAUGCUUGACUGAACAAACCUAUCGUUGUGAGACUCGUGGUCUGCGCUCAUUGAUGUGGCCGGUCGCCCAACCCAAUACUAGGAGUCUUUCUCGCGACCUUAAUUGACCUGGCCCUCGCCGACACAUUCACUAUUGUACGAUCUAUACAUGCAAAUAAUGAUAUAGGAAUUUCUUUCGAUACGCCAUAUAUCCUACACCAUGAGCACCAUCAUCUUCGCCAGACCACCGAUCCCCCGAUCGCUGCAACUCUCCCGCCCGCUCCGACCACGGAGAUAUCAAUCCUCCUCCCCAGCAUCCAAACCAGACCCCUCCCCAAAAGUCUCCUCCUCACCACCCAAUGCACAAACAGCCGCCUCAGCCUCGGGCGCCCCGGUCGUCCCGACGCCGACCGCCGCACAGACGGGCUCGCGAUCACUGCUUCAAAUCAUCCAGGCUGGCCCUGUGGGAAGAGUGGCGCGGGCAUACUCGCGGGUCCAGGAGCGCCGGCCGUAUGCGACGCAGCUUUGGAGCUCGGUCAUCGUCUAUCUCUGCGGCGAUCUGAGUGCACAACUACUGUUCCCCGCGGAUCCUGCCCCGGCGACGGCGACGGCACAGUCUUCGGAGGGAGAAAAGGCGGGUAGCGAAGAAAAGAAGGAAGAAAGGGCCGGUGGAGGAUACGAUCCGCUGAGAACGCUGCGGCAUCUGACGGUCGGGGUGGGAUCGAGCAUUCCGACUUUCAAAUGGUUCAUGUUCCUCCACAACAACUUCAACUACUCGUCCAAGUUUCUCUCGAUCCUGACCAAAGUCUGCGUGCAGCAGGCGGUUUUCACCCCGGUCUUCAAUACCUAUUUCUUCAGUCUCCAGUCGCUGUUGACGGGCAAGUCGUUGGAGGAGACCUUUGAACGGCUCAAGCUGGCUCUGCCAGUCAGUAUUUCAAACAGCGUGAAGCUGUGGCCGGCCGUCACGGCCUUCAGCUUCAUGUACGUGUCACCGCAGUUCCGCAGCAUCUUCUCGGGUGUCAUUGCGGUGGGAUGGCAGACGUAUCUGAGCUGGUUGAAUCAGAAGGCGGCGCGAGAGGUCGAGGCAGAGAUGGCCGAGGCAAGUGCGCCCGUGAGCAUUGGCGCUGGUGCGGCGACGAUCAAGGCAUGAUGGGGCCGUGAUUGGCCCACUA
Messenger RNA from Aspergillus fijiensis CBS 313.89, 1240 nucleotides. Its product is annotated as Mpv17/PMP22 family protein. NCBI's taxonomy places the organism in Eukaryota, Fungi, Ascomycota, Eurotiomycetes, Eurotiales, Aspergillaceae. The record is from RefSeq and is a predicted model, not a curated record. Bases 289 to 1218 code for a protein of 309 amino acids. The transcript has 2 exons. Gene Ontology annotation, cellular component: cytoplasm; membrane; mitochondrion.